AUGUACGCCAAAGGCGCGAACGCGCAAAACGGGGUGAACGGCCCAAAUGACGAAAAUUACAGAAAUGACGAAAACUGCCAAAAUAAUAAAAUGAACAUGAACAACUACAAAAAUAUUAUGCACAAUCAGAAAAAAAAAAAACUGGGUCUGAUGGACAUGGAUUAUUUAGACAAGGCCGUUAAUUUUAAUAAGGCAGACAAGAAAGGCAACAACUGUGUGGCCGGGAGGGGUCCCCACCAACAGGCCUACGAUGGCACACAGGUGGAGGAGGAAGAGGAAGAAGAGGAAGAGGAGGACGACGAUGAUGAUGAUGAGGAUGACGAAGACUACCAAAUUGACGAAGACGAGGAAGACGAUGAUGAUGAUGACGACGACGAUGACUACGAAGAGGAAGAGUUCGACGACGAAGUCAGGCAAAUAAAUUUCAACUCAUACAAUAAUUUUUAUUACGACACAGCCAACGCAGAGGAGGGAGAAAAUGAAAAAGAACAAAAUGGAGAGGCCAAAACGGAUAGAGGAAACGAAGUCAUAUUUGAGCGCUACAAUAAACUGCUGGCAAAUUACCGAUCCAAGAAGGAACAAAUGACGAAGGAAUAUUCAAGCGAAAAUGCCAUGUCCAAAGAGGGGGAAGAAGCCGAAGAGGGCGCCUCCUCCUGCUACAGCUGCAACAGUAGCAACGAUGCAGAAAGGGGAAUCCACAGGGAGGCACAUGUACCAGCGGCAUCAGCCACAUGUGGACAGAAUGAAAAUAUUAAUAAUAGCAACACACUUGAUCGUAACCCUAACAGUGAAUAUUAUCUAACGGGAGACACCACCUACCUGAGGGAAGAAAAUGACAAUUUCAUGGCAGAUGUACUCAAUCGAAUAGAUCAAAUAUACAAUAAACAGUCUAGGUACACAAAUUUAAAAAAUGUAAACAACACCAAUAAUAGCAUAUGCAUAAAUGACUUGAACUUAAACCUCAUAAGUGAUUAUUUAAAUGUGGACAUCUCUGUCUUCCACAAAAAAACUACCGUCCUGCUACUCGGAACCCCUCAGAGUGGGAAGAGCUCCUUCAUUAAUUGGUUCACAGAAAGUUAUGUUCAAAACACAAAUUCGAUCGCCAAGAAAAAUGAAAUUACCUACGUAGAUAUAAAAAAUAAUUUUAAAUUUAAUUUUAAGAGGUUAAAUAAUGCCAACUACCAGUUUGGCCUUGUGAGCAGACGCACAAAUAGGGGUGGAUCUUAUGGCUCUUCCCAUUACAGUAGGGAAAGACACACUCCACAAAUGAACAGUGAUCAUAUGGGUGACCCCAACGAGCAGGAUCUCUCCUCUCCUGGCAUCCCCACACAUAGCAUGGAUAAUACAUACAAUCAAAGUAAAAAAAUAAUCCUGUCAGGAGAAAAUUGUGAUUAUCUGUUCAGGCCAUUUCAAAAGCUACGAAAAAAGGUACACAAUGUGAAAAAGUACAUUUUUGGAAAAAUCUGCUACCAGAAUAAUCUGACCAAAUACAUGAACAGAAUCAAUUCUGUAUCUUUUUUAGAUACCAGUGGGAUCAAUGACAUAUGUGAUGUGGAGUAUGAUGAAAUUAUUAUGAAUUUGUCCAAAUACGUAGAUGCAAUUUUCCUGUUUGUGGAUUCUAAUCAGUUCUCCAUAAACAACAGGCUCCUACGCAUUAUCAACUACCUCAUGGAUAAUCAGUUGAACAAAGUUACCAUCUGUCUCACCAGGAUUGACAUGAUUCAAAAGGUUAACCUCUACAGAGUAGUGUUCUACCUCACUCAAUAUUUUUUAAGAAGCUUGAAUUUGUUUAGGUAUAGCUUGGCAAACCCAGAAGGGGUUGCUUCUCUUGUCGACGGGGCGCAAAUAGAGCCCUAUGUGGGUCACCACACCGGAGGAAGUAGACACGGCCAAAUGGACUGGCGAAAUCCACUAAGCAAAAAAGCUCACAUGAUACACGAAUUCUUCAACCGAUCUAUUCGCUCUUUCCAGAACGUCCUGCUCUUCCCAAAAAUGCUCACCAAAAUGAUUAGCAGAAGAAGCGGCCAACAGGGAAAUUUCCGAGGUGCCUUUGCCUCUAGGAGUUCCCUCCGCAGUGCGCGGGGGGAUGUGGACGACCGGGGUGACAUGGAUGAUGUAGGGCAAUACUACGGAGAGGAACAGGGGGGCUAUAACCAAGGAGGACUCAGCAAUGGUAAUGUAGACCACUACUUCGAUGAAGACGAACCCUACCAGGACGAUCGGCAAAUGUAUUAUGGGGGUGAUCAGAGCAACUUCCCAACGCGACAGAGGAAAGGCGAACGUGUGCAGGGGGAAGGUACUGGCGAAGAAGAGAAAGGAGGGAUUUUGAAAAAAAUUUUGACCAAAAGUUACAACUCCUUUAAGGACAAAAUAUUGAGCUCUGGUAAUGUCGUUAAGGGGGGCAUCGGUCGAUUAAACUCGACGCGAAUAGGGGAGCAACCUCCGACGGGACACUCUCCUAUCAAACACACCGAUGCGUCAAAAUCAAAAGAAAGGAAGAUUAAAACACAUCUGGACAAGCUGUUCGAAAAAAAAAUAAACUACGGGGACUGUCUGAAAAACGUGAGCAUAUUCUUUCUUGUGCUCAUCUACGAAGUAAUAACAACAAUCUACAGCCUAAUCCAUACAAGCAUAAACAACUACAUCAAUAGGACGAGUGGUGGUCGUGGACGAGCUGUGAACGUGGAGAAGCUCCACCAAUUGGAUGAAGCAAACAAAUUAAAAUACACUCAUAUGAACGACGGAGGAAAUAACACGUAUAAAGUACUCGAGUUUUUGACCAUCUAUCUUCCAGAAAUUCCAAGCGACAUACUUAAAAAGGAAAAAUGGAAAUAUGAAAAAGGAAAAGUAGAAGGAGCUAAUCGAAAAUAUAAUCAAGAAAGAAGAAACAGAUUUAGCUGUAACAUUCAGUAUGAGCAAGAGGAGCACAUGGACAGUAGACAUGGAAAUUCGAGGUACUCUCAAAGGAGAAGCAUACCAGAAGAGUUUCUCCUUUUUGGAAAUGAAAACGCUGGGGUGAGAAGACACGGGGACUAUGCCAAAGGGCAUUACAACCACGGGACCUACUUCCGCGGUGUGGAUAAUGACACUUGCCGCGAGUCCUUAACAGACAGCGACUACCAUGUGAACGGGAGAAGCUCGGCUUACCUCCCCCCUGGCACACGCACCGGCAUGCACAGCGGAAUGCGCAAUGAAGACGUGAGGGAACUUAACAUGAUACACGAAUUGAUAUUCAAAAUCGACGAAACGAUCGACCUGAAGAGCAACCAAAGCAUCUAUAUGCUCAAGAGAGACCUUGAAAUAAUACAAAGCACCUGUUUGAAACAAAUAGCAGACAAUGAACACGUUGUGAAGCAAAACAGAUCCCUUCGAAUUCAAAACAUUAAAUUUUAUUUCUUCAAAUAUAUGGCUAUCUUUUUUGGCUUUAUAAUUUCCCUACUCAGAUACGAUCUGCUCGUCUACUUUAAUUUUAUCAAGCCAGAAUUGCUCUUUAGCAUUUUUUCAAAAUAUUUUCUCUUCCUUUCAUCAUACAAUAAAAAUUCACUAUUCAUUGCUGUGAAUGUUUUGUUGGUCGUUGCUUACAUGGGGCUGUAUGUCAGGUACAAUCGGCGUAAUUACUUCAAGUCUCUUGGCAAGAGCGACCUGAACAAGCUCAAAAUAAUUAUGCUCUUCACCCAAAUCAUCUUCGACGAGAUUAACCAGCUGCACUUGCGGCUCCUCGGCGGGCGGGAACCGGACUACCAAGGCCAACCCAGCGCGCCCAGCGAGUCAAAUGGACCUAGCGACAGGGAGGAAGAUGGCGACUAUGGCGAGGCUGGCUGGUACGGCGGAUACGGUGAAUAUCGACAUUCUCGUCAUUCGCGCAGGUGA
Molecule: messenger RNA, 3870 nt
Organism: Plasmodium fragile
Lineage: Eukaryota; Apicomplexa; Aconoidasida; Haemosporida; Plasmodiidae
Exons: 1
Coding region: 1-3870 (1289 amino acids)
Source: RefSeq, a predicted model, not a curated record